AUGUCGGGCGAUUCGACGUUCAUCCUCAACUCGUCGGCGUCGCCCGCGCGCUCGUUCGCGUUGUCCCUCGACCCGUGCGCCUACGAUACCCUCCUGGAUACCUUCGGCCUGGGCCUUACUACGAGCACGCCGGAGGCGAGGGCGAGCCCGAACGGUGAAGAGGAGGAGCGCGAGUCCGACCCGCCCGCCGCCGUGGACGACGCGCGUGAGGACGACGGGCUCGCCCCGAUCGAGCGCGAUCGCCUGGAGCGGAUGCGCAGGAACGGCGAUGAGAUGCGUCGGAUGGGCAUCGUCGACUCCGUCUACCGACUCGCAGGCGGCGCCGUCGGGAAGCCAAAGGCACCCGAGCAAAAGACCGAGCCCGGGGACGACGUCAUCAUCAUCGACGACGAGGACGAGGAGGAGGACGAUGACGUGAACGUGGAGGAGGCGACCCGCGAUGAGACCGGCCUCGGCUACGGCUGCAAGAGGUGCCGCUUCUCCAAGAGGGGCUGCUACGACUCCGCGGACGGCAAAGGGAAGGGGUGCCGCGGGGACGCCACGUUGGGACCGCUGAGUCUUCAGCGCGAGUCGGGCGCGCCGAAGAAGAGGAAGGGAAUCGCGCGUGAGCAUAACGCCAACCCCAUCAUGUCUCCUCGUUCCAAGCGGCGGCGUUCGGCACCGGCCAAGUACGAAUCAGGCGCGGCGACCGAGGCUGAACGAAGAAGCCCCACCGUGAUUCCAGCCCGUAAGCAUGCGCCCCGUCCCGAUGACGAGAAGAAGAAAGACAAGAAGAACAAGAAGAAGCUAAGCAGCGUCCCUGGUUAUCCUGGCAUCAGCGUGAGCAACUACACUGGACGGUUCUGUGCGACAAUUGGAAGUGGAAGCAAACCGAACCGUUUGUACCUCGGAACAGUGGACACUCUGAAAGAAGCGAAGGAACUCUACAACGAGGAGGCCCGGAAGCGCGGGAAACCCGUGUAUCGGCUGCUUGAAGCUCCCAAAAUCAACAAGAUUAGUACUGCCGUUCCCGGACUUCCAAACAUCAACUUGUUCACUGCGGAUGGAAAGUUCGUGAUGCAAUUUACACACUCCGCCGGCUCCGUACAUUUACGCGCAGACACCCUGGACGAGGCCGUCAAAGCGUACAACGAGGAGCGCGUUGAACACAGGUUGUCGACGCACAAGAUCACCGCCGAGCACCGCGCCGUCGUCGAGGAGAUGCAGCGCAGGCGAAAGCUCUUCGUCGCGGAGAGAUCGAAGCACAGAGAGUCGACCCCCCCCAUGCCGGCGCCGGCCGCCGCGCCCGUCACCCGCGCCUGCUCAAAGGUCCCCGCGCCUCCCCCCAAGCCGGGAAAGACGCGACCGGCCCGUGCGACCGCCCCUCCGACGCCAAAGCCCGGUCGUGACGCGCGGGAGAGCGCUCCGACGCCUAAUCCCGAACCCGUCGAAAGGGGCGCAGCAGCAGCGGGAGCAGCAGCAGAAGCGGCAGGAGCAGCGGCAGCCCCCGCGCCCGUCACGCCGGCUCCCCCGGCGGACUCGGCAGACGUGAGGCGCCUCAGGGAGCAGAUCAUCGAGCUCCAGGACAUGAACAGGAGCCUCCUGGGCAUCGCGCAGAGGGCCAUGAGCAUGGCGGCUAAGAACGCGGAGAUGAUGUCCUGA
Molecule: messenger RNA, 1641 nt
Organism: Micromonas commoda
Lineage: Eukaryota; Viridiplantae; Chlorophyta; Mamiellophyceae; Mamiellales; Mamiellaceae
Exons: 1
Coding region: 1-1641 (546 amino acids)
Source: RefSeq, a predicted model, not a curated record